Staurois parvus is the source of this 273-nucleotide messenger RNA. Lineage: Eukaryota; Metazoa; Chordata; Amphibia; Anura; Ranidae. The record is from the annotation of a GenBank genome assembly.
CUUAGUUCCAGUGAAAGGAACUCUUAAGGCAGUGGUUCUCAACCUUCCUAAUGCCGCGACCCUUUAAUACAGUUCCUCAUGUUGUGGUGACCCCCAACCAUAAAAUUAUUUACCCAGUAAUUAUAAUUCAUGAAGUGUCAUUUUACUUCCAAUACUGCUGCUUUCAACACAGUAGCUGCUUUUAACAGAGUAGCUGCUUUCAACACAGCAGCUGCUUUCUACACAGUAGCUGCUCUUUACACAUGUGUGACUGGUCCACAUAAGUACAUUAUG